AUGGCCGUGCAGAAGCGAAAUAUGGGUACAGCUAGCGCAAAUCUGAUUACUCGGCAGUCCAUUAACGACGAAGAGCUGGUAAGCGCCUGUCUGAUCACUCAUUCAUUAUCCGUUCUGUCUAUUUCCAAUUCUUUCUCUGAUUUUAUCUGUCCGACUCUCUAUUUAUCUCUGCUCUGUUCAACAAAUUUCAAUAUGAAUUUGCCCCAUAUUAUCUUCUUUAAAUUUGUCUCUUUGAUCUUCACGCAGAAACAACAUGUGUACAAGAAAACGUUACAAGCCCUAUUGUACCCAAUAUCCAGCAAUACGCCCCACAAAUUUCAAGUAUGGUCAGCUACCAGCCCGACUUACUGUUAUGAGUGCGAGGGCCUGCUCUGGGGUUUGGCACGGCAAGGUUUGCGUUGUACGGAAUGUGGAGUGAAGUGUCACGAUAAGUGUCGUGAACUGCUCAAUGCGGAUUGUCUUCAAAGAGCGGCGGAAAAAUCAUCCAAACAAGGGGCCGAGGAUAAGGCACAGAGUAUUAUUCAGGCUAUGACUGCUCUGAUGCGUCAGCGGAUCAGCGAAAUGCCAGAAAUGUUCGAUCUUGUGGGUGAUGUGUUUAAAGUGGACAAGAAGACACAUGAACGGAAUCUAACCCAAGCGCAACAGAGUAUCUUAGAUGGGACCAGUAAAUGGUCAGCGAAAAUUGCAAUCACAGUCAAAUGUGCCCAAGGUCUGAUCGGGAAAGACAAGACGGGCACCAGUGAUCCGUAUGUGACUGUGCAAGUGGGCAAAGUUAAGAAACGGACGAAAACCGUUCCCCAGGAACUUAACCCUGUUUGGAACGAGAAGUUCUAUUUUGAAUGUCACAAUGCCUCUGAUCGAAUCAAAAUACGUGUAUGGGACGAGGAUUACGACUUGAAAUCGAAAAUUCGUCAGAAACUUACCCGUGAAUCCGACGACUUCCUCGGCCAAACAAUCAUUGAAGUGCGCACACUAAGCGGUGAAAUGGACGUCUGGUACAAUUUGGAAAAAAGGACCGACAAAAGUGCGGUUUCUGGCGCGAUUCGCCUUUUCAUUUCUGUGGAAAUAAAAGGUGAAGAAAAGGUUGCUCCGUAUCAUGUUCAGUACACGUGUCUUCACGAGGUGAGAGAAGCGGAAGUCAAAAUCCCGGAUGCUACCGGAGAUGAAAGUUGGAAAGUCUACUUCGAUCAUCCAGCCCAGGAGAUUGUGACUGAAUUCGCCAUUCGCUAUGGAGUAGAGUCCAUAUAUGAGGCCAUGACGCAUUUCUCAUGUUUGACUACCAAAUAUAUGUGUACCGGCGUUCCAGCUAUCAUGUCAAGUUUGCUGGCCAACAUAAACGCGUUCUACGCGCACACAUCAGCCUCGAGCAAUCAGUCGGCUUCCGAGCGGUUCAGUGCAAGCAAUUUCGGGAAAGAAAAAUUUGUAAAGUUGCUCGACCAAUUGCACAACUCAUUGCGAAUAAGCCUGUCCAUGUAUCGCAAUUCGUUUCCGGCUUCCCAACCGGAUAAACUCCAAGACCUGAAGUCUACAGUCGAUUUGCUUACUAGCAUCACAUUCUUUCGUAUGAAAGUCCAAGAAUUAACCAGUCCACCGCGAGCAAGUCAAGUGGUCAAGGAAUGUGCACGGGCGUGUAUGCAAACCACGUACCAGUUUAUCUACGAAAAUGUCAAUGAAGUGUAUGCAAAACAGUUCCAGUCACUGGAGUUCUGGCAUCGGCUUAUCGCUCUUUUGGUUUCUGUUAUUGACGAGGACAAGACCACUUAUGCGGCUGUCAUAAACCAGUUUCCGCAAGAAGUCAAUAUGGGACACAUCAGUGCUGUUUGUAUGUGGGAAAGGUUGUCGGAUGAUAUGCGCAUUGCUUUGGAAGUACACGCUAAAACUGAAACGCGCUAUUGUAAAUCUUCUGACUAUAUGAAUUUGUGCUUCAAAUUGAAAUGGUUUUAUAAUAAACACGUGGCUGUGGUUCCCAGUAUGCAGAGCACCGUACCGGAGUACCCAAGAUGGUUUGAGCCAUUUGUCAUGCAGUGGUUAAACGAAAAUGAUGAGGUCUCUAUGGAUUUUCUUCGUAACGCGUACGAACGAGACAAGCGGGACGGAUUUCAACGCUCGAGUGAACACGCUUUGUUCUCAAACUCGGUAGUCGAUGUGUUCACUCAGUUGAAUCAGUGUUUUGAUGUGAUCAAAAAGCUGGAAUGCCCGGACGCUGCCGUUCAGGAAAGGUUUUUGAACAGAUUUUCUCGGACUGUGAGUAAAGUGCUACUCACCUACGCAGAAAUUGUCAAGGCGGAUUUUCGACGAUGGGUCGGACAACAGGAAAAAGCUUGUAUCAUAAUGAACAACAUACAGCAACUACGUGUUCAGUUGGAGAAAGUAUUCGAAGCCAUGGGUGGAAGUAGUCUAUCUGAGGACACUAUGACAGCCAUGAACGAUUUGCAACAGAUGCUUCACUUGGUCAUCGACGAUUUGGCAGCUCAGUACGCACAAGAGCUGCAAGGACAAAUUGUGGUGAAAAUCAAAGAGUUGAGCAAAUUGUUGCACCAGUGUUCGCCCACUUCGAAGACGAAUGUGGAGGUCGAGGCCGAGCACAUUCUACAUCCGCUGAUGGAUCAUUACGAAUCCACACUGUCAGCUCUGGCGGACUUGUGUGAGAAAACUGUGCUCAAGCGGUUGCUUAAAGAAUUGUGGAAAGUCACGAUGCACACACUUGAAAAGCAGGUUGUCCUUCCCACUGUGGCUGAUCCUCGAGCGGUAUGUCUUCUGUCAUCUGAUGACGCUGGUCUGCCCGAACGCAAUCUGACUCCGCGACAUUGUCAAAUUCUGGAUAUUGCCCUGGAUGCUAUCAAAAACUACUUCCAUGCCGGUGGAUCUGGAUUAAAGAACACUUACUUAGACAAAUCACCGGAACUGCAAUCCUUGCGUUAUGCCCUAUCUUUUAUUCCAACUUUAAAUCAUAUUUUGUUCAUGAUUGCUGCAAACAACUUAAAAUGGGCUACCACUGGAACCUUCCGGCCGUUUGUGGAAGUCGUUUUGGUGGGGCCGCUGUUGGCGGAGAAGAAACACCGGUUUGCCACGAAAUCAAAGAAUAAUGUGUGGUCACCAAAGUUCAAUGAGACAUUUGUUUUUCUACUUGGAGCUGGAUCAGACCCGGAAUCGUACGAGUUGCAUUUAUGUGCUAAGGAUUACUGCUUUGGCCGUGCUGAUCGCCUGAUUGGUUUAACUGUACUACAGCUGCCGGGAUCCCGAAGUGGUGGAGCAGGCGCUGGUAGCGGUGCUUGCGCUUGUCUCUGCAGUCUUGGAAAACGAUUGCACCUGGAUGAUACAGGUUGGACCAUCCUACGUAUAUUGUCUCAAAGACCUCAAGAUGAGAUUGCUCGCGAGUUUGUUCGUCUCAAAUCGGAAGUAAGAAGUCCAAAUGAGGCGAGUGCACCUUCAGCCGGAUCCGUGCCAUCUACUCCCAGAAGCAGAUGA
Messenger RNA from Echinostoma caproni, 3468 nucleotides. NCBI's taxonomy places the organism in Eukaryota, Metazoa, Platyhelminthes, Trematoda, Plagiorchiida, Echinostomatidae. The record is from the annotation of a GenBank genome assembly.